GAAGAGACUCAAGUGGCCCAGUGGACGCGACUGCUCAAUUUGCUCUUUGUGAUAGCGGCAUCUAGUGGUUAAAGUAAGAUUAACACUCAGAAGAAAUGCAGAGACAUCAAAUUAUGGCUUCAAACAUGGAUAAAAUAUUAUUAAUUCGAAUGGCCUUAUCGAUAAUCUGCGGCAUCAACAUUACCUGGGGGUGUGAUGGUAACUAUAGAGACUCUGUGUAACAUUGUGUAACCUUUCCAUCAUAUGCUUUUCUCCAUGAAGAUGUUUUUGCUUUGUCUGGAAUAUUUCACUGUAUGGUAUUCAACUUUUCUUCUUUGAUGAAGGCUGUACCAGACUAAGUUACAGGUCCGAUUUGUGGAGAAGCAACCCUGCUCACAGUCAGAAUGCCUGUUUUUUGAGCAAUAAAACCACCUGUAAUUAAAUAAAUAAACACUACAGCUGUUUAAUGUCAAACUAUGGAACAUUCCAGGCAGAGCAGUGACAAAUCCAUAGAGACAAACAGGUGAAGGACCCCCAUCCAAAAAGUUACAUGGUGCACCUUUAACACAAUCUGGACAGAAAGACUUGACUUAGUUGGGACUACAGACAGGCAAGAUUAUUUGUACUGUUUAUAUUGAUUACAGCCACAAGCUAGAUAGAAUUAGUUCAAUUAGAAACUCUCAUCUUUUUGUUGAAAAUGAAAUACCUAAACCAUGAACACUCAUAUUGAUCACAGGCUCCUGAAAAUGUGUUGUUUAAAUCCAUUUUGGAGUUUUCAGACUAUCUUAAAUCUGUGUGGCUGUGUUUGCUGAUGUGGGCAUUGUAUCACCAUGGUAAAUGAUGCAUAUUCCACCAUAAAGAUACAUGUAGAACACACCCCCACUGCAAAGUAUCAAUUAGCAGUAAAUUCUUCAUGAUUCUAACUUUUUUACAGGCCAAUACAAAGUACACGAUUUUAUUCUGUUGUUUGAUAAAGAGAAAAUACAACAACACUAUUUAAUUUUUGUAAUGCUAUGAAGUUCAGUAUAUAAAUAGCCUAGAUUUCUCAACAAAUGAGAACUACAUACAUCAGCAGAGUCCUAUGAACAAAGACAGAUUUUUAUCAAAGAAACCCACAUACUGUUCCAAGUCAUGUAACCUUCAAAGUGUUUACAGAGCUACUGAUCUUGAGGGCGAUAAAACUGGGGACAUUUAGUUUUGAGAAACAGAUGAGUAAACAGACCUCAUUUAACGUAAAAUCAUCACUUUGACUGAAACAAAUAAUUUACCAUAAUCUAAAAUUUUGGCUGUAGACAAUAACAAUGAGCGUGAACUGUCAGUUGAGAAUCCUAAAUCAAAACAUGUUUGUCUGAGGUGACCACGUUGAAUAAGUCAAUAUUCAAUAUACUGAUGCAGAACCUUAAAAACAUAUAUAAAGUUGUUAACUGAACCGAGGCGUGAACUUCCUGUGUUUACAUUUUAGCUCUGAAGAGGAACAAGCCCUAGAAAGAACAUUCACUGCUUUUUGCCUGUUUGAAACUUUUAACAAUAAAUGAAAGCUCAGCAUGGGGUCAAAAGUAGCCUAAUAUAUUAUAAUGACAAAAAACAAAUAUGGUUAUUGGAGUAUGGGUUAUAUUCAUUUGCUAAUCUUGAGAAGUUUUACCCUACAAUUCCCUUUAACCUUUGAACAGGAAGAGGCAAUAUGCAGCCAAAACAUUCACAUUACAAUAUCUAAGAAAGGCACACAGAUCGUACAGGGUAGUCUGUCUUAUGUAAAUCCUGUAUAUGGAACAGUUUUAUACAGAAAAAUAAAGUGGUAGUUCUCUUGGUGUAGUUCUCAGUAGUAGUUUUCUUCUGAACACUGUUUAUGCAAAUGAGUUUAUUUCCAGUAAUUCUUAGACAUGAAAAAGUGACUAUGCCUGAAACUCAGACUGAAACAGUAAACGGUAUAAUGCAAAAUGAAAGGUUUGUUUUUAAUGUAAAUAAAUUCUUUGACAGCAAAUUAGAAGAGGCAAAUCUUUAAUAUGUAUACAUUUUAUUUCCGACUGAUAGGAUGAUUCAGACUAGAUUACACAGAUUAAGGAAAUAGAAAUGAUCAAUAUAAGCUAUUUUUAAUGAUAUUUCUUCAGUUCCUAGACCCACUGAGGUAUUAUAGAAGUCUCCACCCCUUCAGCGACUUUAAGUGCCUGGUGUGUUUCCUCUCAUGUCACAGUGAUAGGGUGAAGGAACAUGUGUACAGUAAAGAGGUGCGGGUAGAAGCCACAGAUACCUAAACAGCAUCCAAAAGAUAUUAGAGUCUUAUGCAGCAUGGUGAACCGUGGAUCACUGCGGAGUUUCACCCUUUUAAACUUCCUAACUUUGUUCAUUGUAGUAAAUUGUAACACUUCCUGUCCAAAUUAUCAUCACUGUGAGUUUCAUCCAGGUAAUGAAACUAACUCUGAACCAUUGAAUUAUAGGUGGGGAUCGCAUAGUAAAAAGGAAUGGAGAUGUGAGCAGCAACCUGGAACUGGUACAUCCAAAAAGACCUACACACUCAUCAUACAACAGGAAACUUACUGCACACGCCUUGGGCAAAAUGAAAAAAUUCAAAUAUUUGAAAAUAAGAACAUGACUGCCAUGGCUGUAGAAAAUCCAGAGUCACAAAACUGUACAAAGGUCAUUUUCAAGGGAACACCAAAAAAUCUAUUUCGAUGUGGUCCACCAGUGGUGGCUUCUUUUUAUCGCCAUUCUGGGAUCCUUGAUGUUAAAGUUGGCUGGCUAAAGCAUGACAAUAAAUUAAUUCAGGGUUACACAGUGAGAUAUAGACCAAUGGGAGAAUUGUCAUGGGAAAUAUCAGAUGGAAAGGGCAGCAGAGAAAUCAGAUUAAAUUCAAAUUGGACUUAUGUGGUGGAGAUAAAGUGCAUCAGCAACAGCAAAUGCUCACAGUGCCCUUGGAGUGCACCAUACAUUAUACCUCCAGAACUGAAAAUGCAGCCAAUUCUCACUGGUCUUAAAGAAAUGGAGCACCCAGUUGCAAAAGGCAGUUGUUUGGUCUCUCUCACUUGGAAGACUGUUGAAAUAGAAAGGCCAGAUGGGUAUUUUGUAAGCAUUCACAAAGCCUCUGGAGAGCCGCCAAGUGAGCAUUUUAACACCACUGAUACAGAGAUAAGGCUUCAUCUGUCCUGUUCAGUGUACACCGUUAAUAUUAGUGGCUUCAACAAUGUUAGUGUCUCCCCAGCCCUCAGCCAAACAAUAAAGAGUUGUGAUAGUAUACCACGUAUGGACACUGAGAGAUUAAAUGUUACAGUUCAUAGCAAUAUCUCUUUUACCGUGCAUUGGGAGCCUCAACUCUUGAAUAACUAUGUCUGCUACUCUGUGGAGUGGAAUCAGAAGAACCAACAUAGAGCUGCAUAUUUAUCAUUUUUUGAGAACACAUGGAGUAAUUGGACACUUAAUUUCACAGAGCCAUUGGAGCCUUACAAGAGGUACUCUCUGUCUCUACACACACGACCGAAUAGAGAGACGUGCAACCUAAAACACAUCAACAGCAGCGAGAGCACUUUUGGGAGCAAGUAUUUCUAUUAUAUGGAAGGAUCACCCAUCAGCGCCCCAACAAAUAUCAGCUGUUACAAUGUGACAUCCAGUUCAGUGGUGCUGCAGUGGUCACAGAUCCCAGAAGAGGAUCUAAGGGGCUUUCUACUGGGCUACAACAUUUACUACAAAGAAUACAACAACAGGAAUACACGCACAGCAGAGAAAGUUGUGAGUGUAGAUGCAGAUUUGACCAGCUAUGUAAUUGAAGAACUGAAAUCUGGCACGAGAUACCAAGUUAAUAUUUCAGGUGUCACUCAGGCUGGAAAAGGAGUAAGAAGCAUCACAUGCUUCUUUAAAACAUAUAAACCAGUUUAUAUGAAAGACAAUGUAAUUAUAGUUGUCUUUGUUACUACAAUUGUACUGCUGAUUGUGGCAUGUCCAGCAUUAAAAAGAAGUAAAGCAAUCCUUUGGCCAAGCAUACCAAACCCUGAGAACAGCAAUGCUAUACAAAAAAUAGAGAAGUCUUGCGAGAUUGAACUUCUGGACUCACUUCAAACUUUGAAAGUGGAAGAGUGGCAUACAAACAGCUUACAAAUUAUUGAAGAAAGUGCUCUCCGUGUUUCAUUGCUAAAUCUGUUUGCUGUCGAGACCAAAGAAGACUCUGGUUUGAUGGCACCUGAGCAGAUCCAAGAGGACCCAAUCAAAGACAUAAUUUUGGAUCAACCUGCUAACUUAGAAAUGACUGGACUUCCAAAUACUCAGACUGCCUUCACUUGUGGAUAUACUACUUUGGAAAUUUUUCAGCAAACAGUGAAAUUUCAGUGCAGCCCAACCAGUAGCCAAGAGGCCAGAGAUGAAUUGCAUAACAUGUCUGAAAUCAAACCAGUCCUAGACUAUGUUGGACAGUUCUGCUCGAGCCCGACUUUUGACUUGUGCACAAGACUAUGAAAGAGACUGUGAAAAUUUACUAUGAUUCACAUUAAUAUUCAUAUUUUAUCAUUGUUUGGCUUAGACCUACAUAAAACUACAAGUGAUCUAGAUGAUAUUUGAUAAUGACCUAUGCUUUGUUUAACAGAUAAUGAUUACUGGUGUCUUGAAAAUUAUAUUAGCCAUAUUUUGUAAUUUAAAAUAGUUAAAAUAUUUAUCUAUUUAGUUCACACAUCACAAUAACAUUAUCAAAACAUUUUUUGAGUUGUCAUUUUUAUUUGCAUGUACAGACUAGUCUAGGACAGGUACUUAAUGCAUCUCUGUCCUGAACUGUAACUUUCUGUUGUCUUACUAAGAACAGUGUAUUGUUAUAUUAUAUAGUCAUAAAAAUACUAACAUUUUA
Boleophthalmus pectinirostris (great blue-spotted mudskipper) is the source of this 4801-nucleotide messenger RNA. Its product is annotated as interleukin-31 receptor subunit alpha. Gene Ontology annotation, molecular function: cytokine receptor activity; cytokine binding. Gene Ontology annotation, biological process: cytokine-mediated signaling pathway. The record is from RefSeq and is a predicted model, not a curated record. The transcript has 15 exons. The coding region runs from base 2266 to 4419 and encodes 717 amino acids. Gene Ontology annotation, cellular component: external side of plasma membrane; signaling receptor complex. Lineage: Eukaryota; Metazoa; Chordata; Actinopteri; Gobiiformes; Gobiidae.